AACAACGUCUGACGCCAGGCAGCGGGGAAAUGCGGCAGGAAGAAGCGUAAGAGGCGCUUCUCCGCUUCGGCUCUAGCGGGUAACAUGUCGGGACCUUCCUUGGAAACCACCGGCCCGGUAAAAGCCGGUGCGGUCGGCGGCUCGCGCUCCCGUCGGAAGCUCCUGACCACAGAAGAGGGGGAGCUGUUUGAGUUGGCGCAGGCGGCGGGAACCAGCAUCGACCCGGAAGUCUUCAAGAUCCUGCUGGACCUCCUGCGUAUGAAUGUGGCGCCCGCGGCGAUUUUUCAGAUGCUGCGAUCCAUGUGCGCCGGACAGAGACUGGCUGCCGAGGGCGCUCCGGAGCUUGCCCGUGAGCCCCAACUUAUCUCUGCCAAGACCAGUAAAAUCCCUGCACCUCUCUCACUUUCCUCUGCCCUUCGACCUCCAAGAAUAAGAGUCACUAAGGCUGGGGUCUACGGUCCCGCUGCGGCUUGCUCGCCUCUCUCUCAAGGUCCCCCUGGCUCUUUCCAGUUUUCUUGCUGCCUGUUCUCUCCUUUUGCAGGGAGAACCAAAACCGGUUCGGCAACAGCGGGGCCCCAAACCCUGUCUGAUCACAGCAGCCGGGAAGGAUCCAGCCAGCGAGUACCUCGGCAGCCAAGUGCCAGCCGGCUGCAGAAGACUGGGAAAAGUACGUAGCUAUUUGGGAAGUGAAGGGCAGAAAGAUGACUCGCUCUAGGAUCACAGUGAAAUCGGAACUUAGCAAACAGAGUUUGUUAUAACUGACUGGUCUUGGAGCUCAAAGCAUAUUUAGUACGAUUCCAAAGUGAUAUGAAACAUCUCAAGGAUGGAACCGGCGCUGCAUGAACUUCUGACACGUUAGCUAGUAAAAAGCUGCACUUAUGUAGCUGACUGAUAAACCCAUCAUGGUUGCUUUUGUGUUCUUAUUUAAAACAACUUUUCUCAUGGUUAUAUCUUACCACUGUGUGUUGGUGUGAUUACUUUCAUGCGCAUCACUUGAUGACAUUUCUCUGCAGCCCCCUCAAAUGCCUUAGGUUUGUUGUUUAAAAAAUUUGCCCCUUUCUUUACCAUGCAGCCAGAGACGUUGCAGGUUUAUUAAGUCCUGAGUUCAGUUGGGUUUACUUCCAAGGAAGUAUGCGUAGGAUUUACAGUCUUUGCCCUUCGCAGAUCCUCUCAUAUUUAUAUCCUACCUUCAAUCUUCAGAGGCUUCGGGUUUUGGCAAGUUACGAAUUUUGCACCAAGUUCAAUAGUACAACCAUGUAAACACUGCCUGCCAGAUCAACAUGUCAGCAAUUGGACCGAAUCCAGGAUUCUCGUGUGUGUGUUCAAAGGAUGAUUCACGGAGAUGCGGCUUCAGAAAGCAGCCAGCUAACCCAUCUAGGAUGGUAUAUGGCUGCCUAGAUUGUCUCAUGAGUACAGUCCCCAGGUUAUUAUCCCCAGCCCUGCCCUCCUGUUGUGGCUUAGUAACCCUCCAGUCCAGAUUCUAAUCCUUGUGCUGUCCUGAUUCCUCAGCAGUUUCAAAGGUAUUUGUCUGCUGGCUUGAUCUCUCCCCUACAUUUUCUCUGCGACCUUUCGCCUUGUUCAGAACGCGCACAUGCGUAGCAGCGCAUGAAAAUAGGAAAUGGGCAGACUGAGGAAAUGCCCUGCCCUGAUCUCCGUGCCCAGAAACUCCUCAUCCUGCUAGUUUGGAGUGUGUAUAUGCAUUGAUCCUGUUAAAUGUAUGUGGAAAAUGUAAUAUAUGAAUUAUGGUUUCCUCUCUAAGCCAGGUAAUAUUUGUGCUGCGCCAACAACCUCUUUGUCCUGGUAUUGGUAUUUGUUUUUCUGUAAAUGUUUUGCUAAUUGGUAAAGUUUCACAAAAUGUAUUAAAACCAAUUUCUACAGA
Sphaerodactylus townsendi is the source of this 1879-nucleotide messenger RNA. Its product is annotated as mitotic-spindle organizing protein 2A-like. The coding region runs from base 85 to 675 and encodes 196 amino acids. Lineage: Eukaryota; Metazoa; Chordata; Lepidosauria; Squamata; Sphaerodactylidae. The transcript is spliced from 4 exons. The record is from RefSeq and is a predicted model, not a curated record. Gene Ontology annotation, cellular component: centrosome; spindle.